Scophthalmus maximus (turbot) is the source of this 3628-nucleotide messenger RNA. It is a transcript of the gene acap3a, whose product is annotated as ArfGAP with coiled-coil, ankyrin repeat and PH domains 3a. The record is from RefSeq and is a predicted model, not a curated record. Gene Ontology annotation, cellular component: cytoplasm. NCBI's taxonomy places the organism in Eukaryota, Metazoa, Chordata, Actinopteri, Pleuronectiformes, Scophthalmidae. Gene Ontology annotation, molecular function: GTPase activator activity; protein binding. Bases 187 to 2715 code for a protein of 842 amino acids. The transcript has 25 exons.
GGGAAGCGGCUCCGGAGCCUCAGACCGAGCGACGGGAGCGAGCGAGCGGCUGCAGGAGCGCGGAGCACCCGGCUGUUUGUGACUCUCUCCGUGUUGUCGGAUACUACCACUCAACACCUCCACCUCGAGUCUCGCCCGGGAGAUGAAACCCGCGUUUUAAACCGUGUCACUCCGGCCCGAGAAAACAUGACGGUGGACUUUGAAGACUGCGUGAAAGAUUCACCCCGGUUCAGGGCAAAUAUCGAUGAGGUGGAGACUGAGGUCGUGGAGAUCGAGGCAAAGCUCGACAAGCUGGUGAAGCUAUGCAGUGGGAUGAUUGAAGCGGGGAAGGCGUACGUGAGCGCCAACAAACUCUUUGUCAACGGCAUCCGGGAUCUGUCGCAGCAGUGCAAGAAGGAUGAGAUGAUCUCGGAGUUCCUGGAAAAGUGCGGGGAAAGCCUCCAGGAGAUCAUCAACUACCACAUGAUUCUGUUCGAUCAAGCUCAGAGGUCUGUUAAGCAGCAGUUGCACAACUUCGUGAAAGAGGAUGUUCGCAAGUUCAAGGAGACCAAGAAGCACUUCGACAGGGUGCGAGAGGAUAUGGAAAUAGCGCAGGUGAAGAACGCUCAGGCGCCGAGGAACAAGCCUCACGAGGUGGAGGAAGCCACCGGCACGCUCAGCAUCACCCGCAAGUGCUUCCGACACCUCGCUCUGGACUACGUGCUACAGAUCAAUGUCCUUCAGGCGAAGAAGAAAUUUGAGAUCCUUGAUGCAAUGUUGUCGUUCAUGCAGGCCCAGUACUCGCUGUUCCAUCAGGGCUACAACCUGCUCGAUGAGAUCGACCCGCACAUGAAGAAACUGGCUGCUGAGCUCGAUCAGCUUGUGAUUGAUUCCGCCAUGGAGAAGAGGGAGAUGGAGCAUAAACAUGCCACCAUUCAGCAGAGGACCCUCAUGCAGGACUUCUCGUAUGACGACUCUAAGGUGGAGUUCAACGUGGAUGCCCCUAAUGGUGUGGUGAUGGAGGGGUACCUGUUCAAGAGGGCCAGCAAUGCCUUCAAGACCUGGAACAGACGGUGGUUCUCCAUACAGAACAGUCAGCUGGUCUACCAGAAGAAGCUCAAGGACUCUCUGACUGUGGUGGUGGAAGACCUCCGACUGUGCUCCGUCAAACCGUGCGAGGACAUUGAGAGGAGGUUCUGCUUUGAGGUCGUAUCGCCCACCAAGAGCUGUAUGCUUCAGGCUGAAUCUGAGAAGCUCAGACUAUCGUGGAUUCAGGCAGUUCAGGCGAGCAUCGCUUCAGCCUAUAGGGAGAGUCCAGACACCUACUACAUAGAGCACCUGGACAGAACCGCCUCCCCGUCCACCAGCAGUAUUGACUCAGCCAGCGAGCCACGGGACCGCAGCGCCCGGGGCGAGACCAUCCUGCAGCGGAUCCAGUGUCUGCCGGGGAACGAGCAGUGCUGCGACUGCGGCCAGGCCGACCCUCGCUGGGCCUCCAUCAACCUUGGCAUCCUGCUGUGCAUCGAGUGCUCCGGCAUCCACAGGAGUCUUGGCGUUCACUGUUCGAAGGUUCGCUCGCUCACACUGGACUCGUGGGAGCCAGAACUAUUAAAGUUGAUGUGUGAGCUUGGAAACAGUGUCAUCAACCACAUCUAUGAAGGUUCAUACCAAGAACAAGGUCUGAAGAAACCGUUGCCCUCCAGUUCGAGGCAGGAAAAAGAGGCGUGGAUCAAGGCGAAGUAUGUGGAGAAAAAGUUCCUGAAGAAGCUGGGCUGCACGGAGAUACUCAUCAACGGAGAGAGGAAGCCGGAGCGGCGGUGGAGCGUGAAGAAGUGUCGGCGGCACAACAGCGCCACCACCGUCCCCAAAACACGGCGGCGAUACCGACAGGAGGCCGGAAGCAUCUCCCCUUCUACGCUCUCCGCGGCUGCAGCUAAGUUCAGACGAGACUCUCUGUUUUGUCCCGAUGAGCUGGACAACCUGUUCUCCUACUUUGACACAGGAUCUGGGCCUCGAAGUCCGGCAGGCCUGAGCAGUGACAGCGGGUUGGGAGGCAGCACAGACGGCAGCACAGACAUCCUGGUGUUUGGCUCGGUGGUGGACAGCGUCACAGAGGAGGAGUGUGAGGUGUCCGAGGACUCGAGCGGCGAAGCCGAGCUGGAGGCUGAGCCCGAGACGUCCGACCCGGAGGACAUACGGGACCUCCACCCCGGAGCGCUGCUGUACAAGGCCUCGAAGGCCCGGAACCUGCCGGUCAUGGCCGAGGCACUAGCGCACGGCGCCGACGUCAACUCGGCCAACGACGAGGACGAAGGGAAAACGCCGCUCAUACAGGCGGUGGUCGGGGGUUCAUUGAUCGCCUGCGAGUUCCUGCUGCAGAACGCCGCCGACGUCAACCAAAGAGACGCGAGAGGGAGGUGCCCCCUGCAUCACGCCACAUAUCUGGGACACACGGGGCAGGUGUGUCUAUUCCUCAAGAGAGGAGCCACACAGAACGACGGGGACGAGGACGGCCAGGAUCCUUUGAGUAUAGCUGUUCAGCAAGCCAACGCAGAUAUAGUCACACUGCUGCGUUUGGCCCGGAUGAACGAGGAGAUGCGGGAGUCAGAGGGACCGUUCGGACAGCCAGGUGACGCCACGUACCUCGACAUCUUCAGAGAAUUUUCCCACAUGGCAUCGCACAACCCAGAGAAGCUGAAACGGAGGAGCGUGCACUUCCGACACUCCUUCAGGUAGUCAGCCCGGUGCCUGGACGAGAGGGCAACGACAUCGCAUACUUGAAAAGUGCAAGAGCCACUUUCCAGAUAUUAGUCACAACUGAGGGGGUUUUAGCGUGUUCGACAUCGCAUGUGAUCCUGAGGAGAAACCAGAUGACGUACAGUAAAUAAAUCCAGUUAAUGUAUUUUCAAAAGGAUCAAAUUCCACUUUCAUAAUUCACCGCCCAGUCAGUUUAUUUUUUUCAUCAGUCGCAAUCUUUAAAGUGAUGCUAGUGUUCGUUAUCAGUCAGUGUUUAGAAUAACUGCAUUAUAUCUGUGCUGUUCUCAGAUCAGACUUUUAUUUUGAUAGGAUUUUGCAUUUGAGGAUUUGCUGGCAAUGUCCUCUUUUAAACAUAUAUAAAUAUAGCAUUGCUUUUGUUGUUUUUUACAAUGUUAGAUUUAAACUUUGGAUAAAAUACCAAGCACUUGUUUUAUUUCUUUCUCUUUGUCUUUGUUUUUUAUAUGAACCAUCAUUCGCUUGCUCGUUCGCAUUCUGUCAGUGUCAUUGAAGGAAUUACAACAACACUUCACAUACAUAUAUUUUUAUGUGUAAUGCAUGCAAUGUACUCCCAUUAUAUUUCAUUACCUAAACUUGAAUUCUGCUUUGGUGUAUCGAUAAACAGUGUCAUAUCUUGGAGUCGCAGAUUUGUUCUCUCUCUCUUGAUGAGCAAUUCAUUUGGUAUAUGUGAAUGUCUCACUGUCUUUUUUUUGCAUCGACUAUGCUGGUGUAGUCUUUUGUAAUAUUUUUGAUUGAAUGUACUUUGCAGUACCACUAUGACAUGCAGGGCUUGUGUUACUGUGUUCAUGCUGUAGCAGCAAAAAGGCUAAUAUAUCUGAACGAACAGGAACUGAGCUGAAGCUGGAUUGAAAUAAACAUAUUGUCUGUGUUUACA